AUGGGAGGUGUUAAGAAAACAACGAAAAAUUCUGUUGCCAAACCUGACCAAGAUGAGGGACCAAUGUCAGGAACAAACCCAUCAUCUCGCAACACAUCAAGGUCUUCUAGUGUAUCCACUUUGCCUCGACAGCGGAAGGCAUCCGCUGUGUCGCAGAAUUCCUCCUUAGCAUCCUCAACAUCGUCUUCCAUGACGGGAGGUGCUGCCUCCAUGAGCAUUAGUAAUGCACAAUCUGGUGGAGUUCGUCCCAUUGACAUCGUAGUGGCACUAUUUGACUUCAAUUACCCACUAAAGAAGAGUAAUCAACAUUUAUCAUUCCAACAAGGAGAUACCAUAUAUGUUUUAAAUAAAAAUAAUUCAGGAUGGUGGGAUGGGUUAACCAUUAAUGAUAACAACAACACUAAUAUAAAUAGAGGCUGGUUUCCUCAAACAUAUACUCGCCCUUUAAAGGAGAGUUCAUCAUAUAAUUAUUUCCAUAGGAAAUUUGGCUCCUUUUCGAAUAAGAGUUCAAGGCGAGGUAGUGCUGCAUUAAAUGUCAUUUCUGAUGAUCCAUCUAAUACUAAUGCAAACAGUAAUAAUGAUAGCACUUUUUUGAAUUUACCAACAACGUAUGUGGCUGGAAAUAAGAGUAAAAGUAGACGAAGUUCCAGGCACACAUCAUUUGCAUCCCUUCCACCCACAUUUAAUGAAAACAGUAACGAAACGGCAACGACGACAACACCAAGCAAAAAAAAUAGUGGUGAUAAUUAUAUACCAGUAGAUCCCUUGCAAGUACCAUCUAAUGAACAAUCAAAUAGGCAAAGCAAAAAUGGGUCCACAAAUAAUAAGAUUACCGUUUUAUCUCUCGAGGAGGUACAAAUGAUAGUCACUUCCAUUCGUUCAAAAUCUGCAUUUACAUGGACUCCCGUCCCAACAUUAUCGAAUGAUGGUAACGAUGUAAAAUUACUUUAUUAUAAUAAGAAAUUGGAUAUUUAUUGUUCAGAAUUACCCAUGUGUCAAACUAAUGAGUUAGAUUUGAAAUCUAAGAAAAAUAAUAACAAUGGACAUAAGGAAAGCUUGAAAUUCCCACAGGAUGAUCAUCUAGUAGAUUUGACCCCCCGGGAUUUAUCCAACGUGGAAACCAUAUACAAAUCGAAAAAUUCCGGUGAUAAUCAUAAGAACAGCAAGAGAAAUCAGAAGAUUGCUGAAAGUAAGGAUAAUAAAGACAGAGAGGAAAGUAUCACAUCAAAGGAUACCACAAUAUCGACUUCCAAUUCACAACAGAAACUGUCGUCACAGGCAAAUUUAGAAGUUAUGUCACAACAACCUUUACAUUUGCCCCAUCGUGCCAUUCUUUCGAAAUCAGAUUUGUUUUAUCAGCAUUCGAGAGAUAUUAAAUUGUGGUCAGAGUUACAAGAUUUAACCAUACAUUAUACCAAGAUGACACAUGAUAUGUUUAUUAGCAACGAUCGUUUCAAUUUUAUUAGAUCUUUCAAUUGGAUGUCAAAUUUAAUAGUAUUCACACAAUUAUCCUGUAGACUGACGCAACAACAAAUAAAGGCCAAGAAUUAUAAUAAAGAUGUAAAGAAAAUUUUGAAAAAUUUAAUUUCAUCCUUAUCCAAAAUCAGCAUAACAUCAAGGAUUUAUUUCGAUUCUAUUGGGAGUUCUUUAAUAUUGAGUACAGACGACAAUAGGGCGACUCAAUCAAUUCCAAACAUGAAUUCAAAUUUGAAUACUCCCACAACAGAAAAUGGUGACGAUGACGAUGAAGAAGAUUUAUCUGUUGGUAAUUCUCCCAAAACGAAAACAUUUAUCGGUAGUACUAAUAACAAUUCAAAGAGGAACAUCAGUACGAGUACAAAUGAAACGUUGACGGCAGCUAGAACUAGAGGUUCUAUCAUGGAUAUUGAUAACUCUUUCUUAUUUGAUACAAACAAGCGUUUUGCAAAUGUGACCACGCCGAGAACAUCUGUUCCCAAUGAAACAACGGAUCCUUCAUUAAAUGCGACACCAACGACAUCCACUAGGGAUCCCAGACAUAUGGUUAAAUCAAUUUUUGAAAUCAUAGAUCAUGAAUUUCUCAAAUUUUAUAAAAAUGUCCAAACUUUGCAUCACCUUUUACAAACCUCGGUGUUAGCUAAUGAUUCUCUUAUUUUACCGCAAAUAUUACCGAGGUUUUUCAAAGGUUCAUUUAGUGGUGGUUCGUGGUCAAACCCUUUUUCACCAUUUAUUUAUGCUUCUAAAUUUGGAACCGGUAAUACAACUAAUUCAAACAGUAGUGAAUCAUUUCUCCGUCGUUCUACAACCUCUUCGAUAUCAGGAUUGCCCCCAAAGAUGGCUGAUGCAAUCGCAUUAGCAUCAGGUCAUAGUGUUAAUAGUAUGAGUGAGUUAUCUCCUGAGCAAAGUUCCACUGGAGCAUCCUCUACGAUUCCAAGAGGUGCUGGUGGUUUAUCAUCUACAUUAAGUGCCAUAAUGCAUUCAUCUGCAACAAACUCUACAUUUUUCAAUAGGCCUUCACAUGAUAGGACCUUUUCUAGAUCCAGAGUCUCAAAGAGGAAAUCCAAUUAUCCAUUGAAUUAUGGAACUCUAAAUGCAAUGAAGAAAGUCUCUGGAGAAAUAUAUGAAAAGUUUAAUGGUGCUAGUGGAGACGAAUUGCAGAAGAUGACAGGGCCUAUGACUAAAGCUCGUAACUUGGAAUUAAAUUCGAAGACAUAUGAACAGAUUAAUCAAAAUAUUAUCCUUAUGGAAAUUUUGGAAAGCUUAGAUUUGACUAUUUUCAUCAAUUUGAAACGAUUAAUAAAGAAUCCACCUGAUAUAUUGGAUUUAGAAAGUGAAGAAUUCUUGAAGCAUGCCAUGUCUUCAAUCUCUACAGUCUUGACAGAAUUUUUUGAUGUGAAACAGGCAUUCCAUGACGUUGUCAUUAGAUUAAUCAUGUCUACACAACAAACAACCUUGCAAGAUCCAUAUGUUUUCUCUUCUAUGAAAUCGAACUAUAAAAUCGGUUGUUAUGAACCUAUUUCCUUAAUGGGCGCCAGUUCAGAACAUGGUAAUACUAAGCAAAUAACUAAGAAAAAUGAAAAAGUUGCAAAUGACCUUUACAAAACAUUGCUGGAUCAAGAUGUAGAGGUUAACAAAGAACAAUUUCUAAGUAUUACUGAUGAUUUCAAGGAUGCGUGUGAGAAAUAUGUGGAGAUAGCUAAUAUAUCAUGUAUUAUCGUCGAACAAUUGAUCGAGGAAAGGGAGAAUUUAUUAAAUUAUGCUGCUAGAAUGAUGAAGAAUGAUUUGACGACAGAAUUAUUAAGAGGUGAACAAGAAAGGUGGUUUGAUUAUUCUUCAGACUAUAACUCAGAAGAUGAAUUGGAUAAUGAUAUGAAUGAUGUUGCAGUGGAGGAUGAUUAUCUAGACGAAAUUGAAAGCAAUGCUGUCGCAGACGAAGAUAGUGAUCAACCAUCCACCAAGGACUCUGAUGCCGCAAGUGAUGAUACUCCUUGGUUCUUGCAAUCCGAAUAUGAAUCCAAUUUAGUUUAUGAUUUAAGAGGUAGAAUUAGAGGUGGUACAAAGGAGGCGUUAAUUGAGCAUUUAACCAGUCAUAAAUUGAUUGAUCCGGCAUUUAGUGUUGUUAUGUUAAUCACCUUUAGAAGUAUAAUGACGACGAAGGAAUUUUUUUAUGCAUUAAUUUACAGGUAUAAUCUUUCACCACCGGAAGGGUUAAGUUUUGAUGAAUACAACAUAUGGGUGGAGAAGAAACUAACACCCAUUAAAUGCCGAGUGGUUACCAUUAUGAAUACUUUCUUACAACAAUACUGGACACCUAAUUAUCACGAAUCUGGAUUAUCAGCACUAUCCAAUUUUGCUAAUUUUGCCAUUAGUGAAAACAUUUCUGGUGCAGAAAAUUUGUUACAAAAUAUCAAUGAAAAUAUUCUUAAUAUGUCGGAUGAAGAUAAAUCAGAUAGUGAAAAGAAUGAAUUCACAUCUCCUCAUACGUCAUUUUCCGUGGACUCUUCCACUACCAUGACAUCUAAUGACAAAUCCGCAAUUAGUGCGGUAAAGACUUUAUCACUUUCAUCCGCGUUGAAUCCAACAGCUAAUUUAUUAAAAUCAUCACAUUCCAAAUUACUUGAUAUUGAUCCGUACGUUUAUGCUCAACAAUUAACCAUUAGAGAACAUGAACUUUAUUUGGAGAUCACAAUGUUUGAAUGUCUUGAUAGAGCAUGGGGGUCUAAGUAUUGUAAUAUGGGCGGUUCAAGAAACAUUUCUAAAUUUAUUAUGAAUGCAAACUCUUUAACGAACUUUGUAUCAUAUACCAUUGUUAGACACAUGGAUGUGAAGAAACGUUCCAAAUUGAUCCAAUAUUUCAUUACCGUUGCGGAGCAUUGUAAAGAUUUGAAUAAUUUCUCGUCGAUGACAGCUAUUGUCUCAGCAUUAUAUUCUUCACCAAUCUUUAGAUUGAAGAAAACUUGGUCCAAGAUACCAGUUGAAAUCAAGAAAAGUUUAAAGAAAUUGAACAGUUUAAUGGAUUCCAAGAGAAAUUUUAUUAAGUAUCGUGAAUCUUUGAAAUUAGUAAAGGAUGUUCCGUGUAUCCCAUUUUUUGGUAUUUAUUUGUCUGACCUAACCUUUACAUUUGUGGGUAACCCCGAGUUUCUUCAUGGUACGACAGAUAUUAUAAAUUUCAGCAAGAGAUCAAGAAUAGUGGAUAUCAUUGAAGAUAUUUUAAGCUUCAAAAGAUUUCAUUAUAAAUUGAAACGUUUGGAUGACCUUGAAGGUAUGAUUCAAGAUUCUUUAGAAAGUAUGCCUCACAUUGAGAAGCAAUAUCAAUUAUCAUUGAAAGCUGAGCCAAGAUUAGAAAGUACAAAUAGUGCGAUGAAUUCAAGCAAUGACAUCUUAAGCGAUACGACAGAUGAAGAGGGUAACAUGGAAGGUAUAAAUCAAAAUGAACAUUUCCAUCACCAUCACCACCAUCACCACCAUCGCCCAUCCAAUGAAGCCUCGGAGGAUGGGGGCCACAUUCUUAAAUUUGGCAAGAAUAAACAAUCCGCUAAAUUAUUUGGCUAA
Molecule: messenger RNA, 5031 nt
Organism: Naumovozyma castellii
Lineage: Eukaryota; Fungi; Ascomycota; Saccharomycetes; Saccharomycetales; Saccharomycetaceae
Exons: 1
Coding region: 1-5031 (1676 amino acids)
Source: RefSeq, a predicted model, not a curated record